Molecule: messenger RNA, 3609 nt
Organism: Cyphellophora attinorum
Lineage: Eukaryota; Fungi; Ascomycota; Eurotiomycetes; Chaetothyriales; Cyphellophoraceae
Product: Vacuolar protein sorting-associate-like protein
Exons: 2
Coding region: 1-3609 (1202 amino acids)
Biological process (GO): protein targeting to vacuole; endosomal vesicle fusion
Cellular component (GO): HOPS complex; late endosome
Molecular function (GO): protein binding
Source: RefSeq, a predicted model, not a curated record
AUGAGCUCGACCCUGGGUGUUGGCGGAACGGUGCUGCCUGACGAUGAUCUCCCUGCCGACCAGGUUGAAGAUGCAGAUGAGCCACAGGUGAUCGGUGUCAGUCAUGAGCGAGGCGUCGGCGACGAGGACAAUGGGGCAGACAUCAUUCCCGACCUAGAGGCUGACGAUGUUCUCGAGAAUGCUGUUGGAGCCGUCGAAGCAGAGCAAGAGACUCUCCCAUCCGAGGAGGCGGUAGCCACACUGCAUGACGACCAAGCGUCGAGCAUAGACGAUACAGCAUCUAUUCCAGAUGACACGCCAUCACUCCGAGGAUCCGUCCUCUCCUCACCACCAAGCGAUGCCGCGAGAUCCAUAGCGAGCCCAGCGCGCAACAGCAGUCCUUCCUCCCCUCGUCGGCCAUUCGAUCGCAGAUUCCAGUCGCGCCUCAGCACGAGCUCGCUACUCACCCCUCGGGCUGGGUCGCCAGCGUUCCUCAAUGCCCACUCGCGCCAUUCCUCCGUGGGAAGCUUCGCCCUGCCUCCUCCCUCAGAACCAGACGAGUCAACCGCGCCAUGGGAAGUCAUAAGAUGGAACAAGCUGCGGAAGCUUAGCGGCCAAGCAUUUUCAGAGGUCGGGAAACGAAACUUUGGCAGUCCAACAUGCAUGGCAGUAACAGACACACUUGCUAUAGGCACCUCUCGUGGAAUGAUCCUGGUCUUUGACCACCAGCAGAACAAUAAGGCUGUUAUAGGCGCCGGUACAAAGGCUCUCGAGUGCGGUCCGGUCACGGCCCUCGCAAUCUCUGCUGAUCACACAACGAUCGCCGCAGGUCAUGCUACCGGUCAUAUCCUCACAUGGGAAAUUGCACGCCCUGCUCGACCCUUCCUGCACAUACCGCCGGUCGAUCUUGCGCAGCCUCAGUCCAAGAGAAGUGAUGGUCAUGCAGAGAACAACGACAAAGGCAUGGCCUUUUCACAUUUGGCUACACGUGGCAUGGGAGCCGUUGCACGCUCAGUCAAGACCACCAGGAUCCUCGGCCGCUAUCCUGAGGUGUUAUCACGACCUUCGGCAAAGCCUCUUAAGAAGAGCUCUGUCUUGGCUUUUGGACCAUUACCACUGGGCAAUGUCGAACAGAAGACAGACCCCAUGGGCUUGGUGGCAAUGUUGACGCCAUACCUGCUCGUGAUCGUCUCCACGACACCCAUUGCGCAGACACAGCAUAAGGCUGCACGGCCUAAGGAGGUGGCUGCCCACAGUGCAAUGACUGCAGCCCUAGCUUGGUUUCCGGCCAUCAAGCUCAAGGGCAGCGAGUCGCGUGUCUCAAGGAACAAGCUAGCUUAUGCCUGGUCUAACAUUCUGACCGUUCUCGAAGUGCACGAGGUCGAACCACAGGGCGAGGUUGUGAAGGACAAGCCGCCUGAGUUACAGUUCCUCCCCAGGAAUCGCUACAAAGCGGAGGAAGCAAUUGUGGCCGUCCAAUGGCUCAGCAGGUCAAUUCUUGCGGUUUUAACAAUCACGCAACAGUUGCUGAUUAUCGAAGAUAUCUCGAUGAAUGUCACUGAUGCCUUUGAUCUCCUGCCGAAGAAUAUAUACCACCUCGACCUUUACUCUCAGCAACUCCAAGCGGUGAUCGAGAGUCACGAUGAAGAAGACACCUCAAUGCAUGGUGUCGUAGCAGAUGCUUUCCACAUGAGUGUUCGAGCCUACAAAGGGAGGCUGUUCCUGCUCGGCAGCAGCGAGGUCUGGUGGGGCAGUCUCACCAAUUGGGCAGACCGCUUGCUCGCGCUGAUGAAUGUGGGCGAUUUUAUAGGUGCCAUACGUCUUGCGACGAGGUACUAUUCGGGUCAAGGCGAGAAAGUGACAAUAGGCCUACCAGAAGACAAGACCUCACGUGAGAUGGUUGUUGGCGAGAAGUUGUUCGAGAUGAUGAAUGCUUCACUGAAGUAUGCCUUUGGGAAGAAUCAGCAAGCCGGCACUGAGCAGAUCGAGAAGCCCCAGAUGACCGAACUAGCAGAAGCUGCCAUUACUGCAUGCAUUUCCGCCAACGACGAAGACUUCUUAUUCGACACUGUCUUCUCCUGGUACGACGACCAUGACCAUGGAGGGUUGUUCUUGGACGUACUUGAGCCAUAUAUCUUAGACGGCACCAUUACAUCCAUCCCGCCUCCAGCACUGAAGCUCAUGGUCGACUACUUCCAAACAACACACCCGCCCUCCGAACUGGAGAAGAUCAUCUGCUUACUCGACACUUCAUCCAUGGACAUUGACCAAGUUACAAGUAUGUGCAAGAAGUACAAUCUUUACGAUGCCUACAUCUACGUAUGGAAUAGCGCCCUAGGAGACUUUACGACACCCCUCGAUGAGCUUUUGCAGCUUGCUUCGGAAAGUACGAUCAUGAAUGGAAAUCACUCACAUGUGAGUCCAGCGGAAAAUGCCGCAAAGUUAUUUCCAUACAUGUCGUUCAUCUUGACUGGCAGAACGUACCCAACAGAGUCGAUCAUGAGUGAUCCUCUUCAGCUCGCUGCCAAGUCACAAAUCUACGACUACUUCUUCACAGCUAUCCAGGAGCAAUCACGCCGAAGCUCGUCGGCCAAGGGACGUCUUGAGCCCUACAGCAAGCUUCGACGAGUCUUGAAAUAUGACACACCAAAUUUCAUGAGCGCUCUCAAUGAAGGCUUUGAGGACAAUUUCCUCAACUCUGGCGACGAUGACGUGACCAAUCCAGUCCCGUCUCACAACAAGGCCGCGCAGAAGGCAACGUACAACCGGCAAUUCAUCGUCCUAGUCAUGCUCGAGGUGAUGGCCGUGGGCUUUGAUGCAGAAGACACAAUCUACCUGGAUAUGUUCGUUGCGAGAAACCUCCCGAAGUACCCGCAGUACAUGCUCCUCUCCGGGACAGCAUUACAGGACAUCUUCGCUCGGUUAUGCCACUACCCAGACAGUGAUCUUAGGGAGGAAUGCCAGCUCAGUGUGGAAUACCUUCUUUCUGUCUACCAUCCGUCGAGCAUGAAAACAGUCAUAGCUCUUCUCCACGAAGCACAAUUCUACCGUGUGCUCAAGACAGUCUACCGCCAAGAGGAGGCCUUUGAAGAUGUUGUUCGCAUGUAUUUCGCAGAUGAGGACGACCGCGAGGACGUCUUCAGCGUCAUUCGAGAGUUUCUUGACCCAGCUUCGCAAGCACCGGACGUUCAGAAACGAGCGAUUCUUGAGCUAGUGCAGUCUCACGCGGCAGAUCUAAUUGAUCUGGACAUCCGUCAGUGCGCUGCGACUAUCGAGCGUGUCGCCAGAGAACUGCAUCCUCGAUUUCUGUCAGUCCUCGAUGGAGACGAGCACAGCCAGUAUCAGUAUCUCAAUGCCCUCUUCGGUGUUGAUUCGCGUGUCAAUGCUAUCGAUUCAAGUCGUGGGAGCGAUACGUCGCUUCUCGAAUCUUACAUACGGUUGAUGUGUCAAUUUGACCCAGACAAGGUGUCCAAUUUUGUCGAGAGUCUGAGACAGGGCGACCUCCGGCUUGAGGAGUUCUGCCAGCUAUGGAAUACGGCGGAGUUGUCGACGCUGCCGUCAUGCUUGAAGCACAAGCCGGACGAGUCCAGGAGGCCAUGCAGCGACUCACUAGACAUCUGGCCUACCUAG